AGCACCCUCCUGUUUUGUCCUACACACCAGAGCAGCUUGCCCCGACGCAAGGACGCACUCCUCAUCUCCUCUCCGGAGCAGCGUGCAGGGCUCAGAUCGAUAUGCCGGGGAGAGAGCCAUGAGGUCCCAGCAGACUGCCCCAAAACAGACCACGGAGCAGACGAAGGCAACAGAGAGGAUUCAGUGAGGGAACUUUUUUUCUUUCUUUCUUGGAGUUCAGCCGGAGAUGGAGCCGGAGGAGGGAAAGAUCUCGGUAUGGGUCUGCCGAGAGGAGAAGCUGGUCUCUGGGCUGACGAAGCGAACCACCUGCGCCGACGUGGUCAAAGUACUGCUGGAAGAUCAGAACCUGCAGCAGGGCGCCUCGGCAGCGAUGCUGUCCGGCUCUCCUCAGUCCUACUGCGUGGUGGAGAAAUGGAGAGGCUUCGAGAGGAUUUUACCCAACAAGACCAAAAUCCUCCGGCUGUGGAGCGCCUGGGGAGACGAGCAAGAGAAUGUUCGCUUUGUCCUGGUGAAAAACGAGGCUUCGCUCCCCAAUAACGGGCCCCGCAGCGCCGAGGCCCGGGUCGUCCAGAGCCGGGAGAGUGGUGGUCCGGGCGGCUUGCUCAAGGGUACCGCCCGGACCUGCUGGACCGCCGCGGCCGCUGCGGCCAACCUGUCCCAGGAGAAACAGCGGCGCAUCGUCAGGAAGGCCUUCAGAAAGUUGGACAAAAUGAACAAAAAGAAGGAGCAGACUGUUUCUAAAGAUAAAAGCUCGGUGGAAAAGAUGGAGACGCUGGUCCACUUGGUGAUUUCUCAGGACCACACCAUCCGCCAGCAGAUCCAGAGGAUCAAGGACCUGGACCGGGAGAUCGAGCGCUACGAGGCCAAAGUGCACUUCGACCGCAUUAAGAGACACGGGGUGAACUACGUGCAGGACACUUACCUUGUAGAUUCCACCUCAGGGGCUCCUGCUCUUUCUGAUUGUAAGCGCAAAGCGGAGCAUCAGGACGCGCGGUGCACGUCGGAGACGCUUGCGCAGUUUGAGGAAUACGCGCGCCGGUGCGAGGAGGUGGUGAGGCUGCAAGAGGAGCUGACGGAACGCGAGGCGCUCAUGGAGAGCAUCACCGGGGAGAUCCAGGAGGAGCUGAAUCGGCGGUGGAUGAAGCGUCGGCGGGAGGAGAGAGGCGCAGAAGCAGCACAGGACGCGGACAGUGUGUCGGAGGAGAUGUGUCUCACUGUGUCCGCUCCUCCAGCUGUGGAACCAGAUGUUGAGAGUUUGUCUGAAAAUGAGCUCGCACUGGAAGAGGAAAGGAUCAAAACGCAGCUGGACACCAGCCUUUACAUCGGCCUGAGACUGAAGACAGAUCUGGACGCCAUCAGGGGGGACUUGGACCUGAGUCUGGCACUCUGGGAAACCAAGGAGAGUGAACUGCUGGACCUGCUGGCCAAAGUGGAAACCAUGGAGAUAGAGCAAGCGAACAACACACUGACCGAUGAUGGAAAGGGGGAGCUGGGCGCAGUGAGCGCUGAUGCAGAGCCAGCAUCAGGGGAGAAGAGCGGCGGCUGGGUGGAACAGGCCCGAGGUCUGUCCAAAGCCUGCAACACAAACGAUGAGGACUCGGACACGGGGCUGAGCUCCAUGCACAGCCAGGACUCUGACAACACACCUGUGUGCGAGUCACUCGUAUAGACUCACUUUGCUUGGAAGCACGUUGGACUUUUUUUAUGCAAUGCCAUAAACUCAGGGGCAGAGAAAUCAGUGUUGGCAAUACUGGGAGAUGUUCUCCCCUACCCAAAAUGCACCUCUGUAUGGAUGAUGUAGUUCUAUAGCAAUAAUUCUGACAUGUAGUCAUGCACAAUAAGCUAGAAAGGACAGCAUGCUUAUAGAGAGAGAUGCCAUGCUGCUCUAUAGCUGACCUUUGACCUGUAAGAGGAAGGUCAACAAAGCACCACUUGUUAGGAGAAAUAACCUAGAAGAGUAUUAUAACAAGCCUCUUAAAAUCUGUAGUCCUCAAAUUAACUUUAAGGCGUCAUUGAUGGAAGGAUGGCUCAGAGGUAACAGCUCGCUUUUGUCAGGGAGUCCGAUAACUCGCUGAAGCGACUGAAAGACACGACUAAGUGUUGUUAUGCUGAAAGUAGGUCUAAUGGCCAUGCAAAGUUUCCUUUAAAAGGCCAACAUGAAAUGUAUCUUAAUGCACAGUAAAGACUAGUCAGCUAUCCACUACUAUACAGAUAGAUGAGUCAGCUAAGAACAUGUUAAAGCUCUUUCAGUCCCCAACAAAGUAAAUGUGGGAUCAGUUCAUUGCUUCCUUUUCAAAAUAAGACUGGAAACUAUAAGCGCUGACUAUUAUUACCCAGAACUGCCUAAUAUUCUGAAUGAUAUCAGGGUUUGGACCAAUAAUACCGUAGAGUUUAUGAACUUAUACUGAUCCCUGAUCCAGUCGGCUAAGCAGAGCUGAUAGAUCGCUCGAUAUUGUCCUGUCGUACAGUAUAGCGUGUCUCUUAAGCACAAGAAGUCAUAUGUAUUUAACCAUACUGCUGAGCUCUCACAUUCUAGAUUUAAAAAGAAAAAAUGAACUAUUUGAUUCUUGUGGUUUUUGAUUGCUGUGAGCUUGUGACCCUUUAAACCGAUGCAAAGUCAACAUCAUGCAUUAUAUAUUUCCAUGAGCUCUUAGCGUUUCAAGUAAGCAAAGCCAGAGAAGGCCAAGUGUUAUGUCAUGAAGAGCCCUGAACAAGCACCAGGUUUCCAAACCUUUUUUUUUUUUUUUAAGUUGAUUUAUCUAUUUGAUUAUUAGGUUGGGUUAACAGCAAGAAAAAAGUGCCAUCUUUCUAACGAAACAGCUAUGGAAAAAAGGGGAACUCCAGCAAUGUAGUAAUAGAUUAGGGGAAUCACAGGAAAUGGAUUGGAAAACAAACAGAAAGAGCAGAGGCUCCUGUUUCUCAAACAGAUCCCAAACCUCUGAAUCUUCUGGAUUUCCUAAAAUGCAACUGGAUAUGAUCUCUAAUUAGACCCUCCUGCCCCCUCGAUGCCCACAGCUUUUAAAUCACAGACCAGACCAUAUGUUAGAUAAACAUGAGAUAAGCUAGGUGUUGUCAUGAGGAGUGACAGAAACAGAAAACAUCAGCAAUUUAUUUACAUCAGCUGGGGAUUGCGUCUCCUGAUGAGUACUUUGAAUUUGGUUAGCGAAAUUGACGGAGUGCCCCUUAAAUCUGAGUCUGGAUUAUUGUAGUGGAACAUUGGUUUGCUGCUCUGAGCAGUGUUGUUAGCAUGAAAAGCUUCUUACUGAAGCAUAAUCAAUGUGAACAGACAAAAAAAGCCAGAUGUUUAUAUCAAAGUUUAAGUCGAGGAAUUGCCACACGCAUUUGUGUAACAAACUGAAACAGCAGGUUUACAUGUGUGAACGUGCACGUUAGUUAUUUACAUUAUGGUAGAUAUGUUUUUUGCCCAAUCAGCAAAAUAAAUCCCAACACAAGGGACCCCCCCACGCCCCCCACAAAAAAAAAACCACAAGGGAAAUAUAGGCCACAAUCCACACAUUUCCAUAAGUGAGAUUUAACCUUGAAUUUGUUUUUAUUUCCAGUUUAAAUAGGUACAACAACAUCACUGAAAAUAGAUACAUGAAAACCACGUAAGAUUUUGACAUCCAUAAUAAUCUGUUUAAAGCUGGAAUAAAUAACAAGUUAAUGUUUUAAGUUAUUUUGGGGUUGUCUUCCUCUCACUUGUGCUCAUGUUUAUUAGAAUUAUUACCAACAUAGGACAGUCUUGCCAGGGGUGCCACUGCGGAGGCCCCCUUGGUGGCGCCCCUGCUGCAAGGGGAGGGGUCAGAAGCAGAAGCUAAUAUAUAUAUAUCAUUAUUUUAAGAUCGUCCUUCAAAUAAAUCAUUUACCCUGUGUUAUGUCAGCAUUGUGUGAUUUCAGAUCGUGACUCUGUCUACCUGUAAAUGGUGAGAAGUAACACUUUAUGACACAUAGCUGAUAAUACUGUGUCUGUGGAGUUCGCUGUGAUGUGUCUCCUCACACCAAAAUGACCUGCGUGUAGCUCAUUUAUGUCGCUUGAUCAGGAACAGUUUGGGUGUCUUAGUUUGGGACAUUCAGCCUGCUUUUUCUAGAUAGAUGGCUCUAGAUUAGUAACUGUGAGGCUACAGCUACAGAAGUCACGCCAUGACGCCAGUCAGCACAAUAUUACACACGACUGUUAGUGUUGAAAUAAAUGGGGGAAAAAACCUGAA
Molecule: messenger RNA, 4208 nt
Organism: Oreochromis niloticus (Nile tilapia)
Lineage: Eukaryota; Metazoa; Chordata; Actinopteri; Cichliformes; Cichlidae
Gene: rassf10a
Product: Ras association domain family member 10a
Exons: 2
Coding region: 227-1669 (480 amino acids)
Biological process (GO): signal transduction
Source: RefSeq, a predicted model, not a curated record